AUGUCCUCGAGAACAAAGCGGCGCGCCGAGUCUCCCGAAAAACGCAAGAAGUCGAAGAAGUCCAAGAAGGAUUCUGACGUCGAGUCUUCGGAGGGAGAGGCGAUCGAUGAUGAUGAGCUCGCAUUCUUGAAGGAGGAAGCUGCUGAGAUCGUGACCAGCGGCCGUCGGACGCGCGGCAACCGUGUCGACUACACCAAGGUCGCGCCUAUUCCAGGCGACGACGACGAUGACGAUGACGAGGAGGAAGAGCGACCAAAGAAGAAAACGAAGAAGCCCGCCGCAAAACCCGCCGCGAAGAAAGCGUCGUCCUCGAAGAAGAGCAAGAAGGAGGAGUCCGAGGAGGAGAGCGCCGAGGAAAGCGAUGAGGAAGAGAGCGCCGAGGAGAGCGAGGUGGACGAGAAGCCGAAGAAGAAGAUCAAGAAGAAGAAACAGGUAGACUCAGAUGACGAUGAUGACUUCAAUCUCCUCUCCAACCUUCUUGUACCUGCGCUAUCAUUCAUUUUCAUGAAGCGCUUACCCUCGAGAGACCGGAAGAGUUUCUUCCCUUUGUUCAUCUCUCCUGCUCUGAUUCGAACGAAGGAUAUCACAGCCUUGUGCGCCAUUUUCGAUGUCGGCUACAAGUUUCGGGAGUGA
Molecule: messenger RNA, 633 nt
Organism: Peniophora sp. CBMAI 1063
Lineage: Eukaryota; Fungi; Basidiomycota; Agaricomycetes; Russulales; Peniophoraceae
Source: the annotation of a GenBank genome assembly